This is a messenger RNA of Tetrahymena thermophila SB210, 3927 nucleotides long. Its product is annotated as transmembrane protein, putative. Lineage: Eukaryota; Ciliophora; Oligohymenophorea; Hymenostomatida; Tetrahymenidae. The transcript has 15 exons. The record is from RefSeq and is a predicted model, not a curated record.
AUGACUGCUUUAGUAAAGCUAAAAUAAAAAUAUAUAGAUGAAGAGGAUCAAAAUUCUUAUUAAUCUGAAAGCAAUUAAAAAUCUGAAUUGAAUUCUGAUCAUAUAGAAAUACAUCUUGAUUGUGUAUAACUCAAAUCUGAAGGAAGAAAUCCUAAAUAAAAUGACAAAUGUAUAGAUACUUUAUAAUAAGGAAAUGUUCUGAAUAUAGAACUUGAUAAUAAUUCAUAGUAAUAGCAAACACAAAAAGAUAUAUUUGAUGAAAUACAAAGAAUUUAAUCACUCAAUGAAAAUAACUUGCAGAGAACUACUGAAUAGGGAGAUAUUUAUUAAUAAUUAGAUUUAAAUAUAGAUUUAUCACAGCAACAAUUGAAAGUUGAUAUAUAAGAAUGUAAUAAACAGAUAAAACAGAAAUACUACUUGAGAAAUGAUCCAAAGUUAAAUAAAUAAAGAAGAUAUAAGCUUUUUGAGUCAAUUUAUUAAACUAAAAUAGAAACAAAUUUUUUUUGCUGGAGAUCUAAAAAUAACGACACAGAUUAGCUUUCCCUUUCAAGUUUAUUGUACCUCAAUCAAAUAAAGAGUUUCAUAUGUUUAUUUUUUCUACUGUUUAUUUUAGGCUUGCCUUCAUUUUAUAUUUGUUCGAGAAUUAGUAAAGGCCUAAACUAUGAAUACAUAAAUGACUUUUAAGCCUUCUUACUUUACCCUACAAUAGCAGGAAUUGGCUAUAAAUUUUGGUAAUGUGACAUGAUUACAGGGAAUAAGACUUUAAGUUAAACUGCUGAUUUAAAAUGCCCAUAUGGUACUUUAGAUUUUUAAUUUGCUCAAAUAGGAUUAACUAGUCUUUAAGAUACUCCGAGUUUUUAUGGCUGUGAAUUUAUUGAAUUAUAGAAAAUUGAAAUUGGAUGCUUAAAAAGUGAUUUAAGCACUUUGGUUUCUUUUAAAAACAUUUAUAGUAGAUGUUAGAAUAAAAGUACAUGUAAAAUAAACUCAAAUGAACUUUUAAACUUGUUUGAUGUUAAAAAUGGCUGUGAUUCUAGUGUUUAGUCAUAAAACAUUUUCAUUUCAGUUCCAUGCAGAAAUUAAAAUGUAGAUAUUUUUGGAAUUCCUACAACUAACUAUCAAGCAUCUAUUGCAGUUGUUCUUUUAUAAACAAUUGGAAUCAUAAUUUGCUUGAUUUUCUUCAUUCACCAAUUGUAUGUCAAUAAUAAAAUUAAGAAAAGAAUAAAAAACAAAAUUACAAUGAUUUAAAAAUUCUCAAUAGAGAUUGAAAAUAUACCUAAAAUGCACUUUAACUGGACUUAAGAACUACUCUGGUUACACCUUUAAAAAAAUCUAGAUGAAUACAAUGAAAACAAAUCCUAAAGAGAAAUUAAAAUAAUUGAUAUUUAAAUGGCUCUUCCUGAAUGUAUAAUUAAAAGAGACUUAAUUAUGAAGAAACACUAUGAAAGUAUGAAAAACAAAGUAAUAAGAUUUAUAAAUAGUUAUGAUCCGAAUAACUCAGAUUAUGGUAAUGGAAUCAAAAUAAUAUAAAUUGAUUAACUAAGAAAAAUAUUUGAUUCGGUAUUAGACCCAAAAAUUAAACAGAAAUGCUAUAAAGAUCUACUAAACAUUAUUGAAAAAAAAUCUAAGAUAGAGAAAAUUAAAGAAUAAAUAAAUAAAAUUGAAUACAAUAAAUAUAAGCACUCUUCGAAAGCUUUUGUAACAUUUGAGACAAAGCACUAGCGAGAUAGGGCAAUUUUAAUUAUGUAGGAAACGUUAGUUGGAUAUUUUAUAAAAUAAUUUCUAUAUAUAUUUAUAUAAUGCUUUUCAAAAAAGUAUUAAUUUUCUAAGUUUCAUUUGAGGUAAAAUGUUUUAUUAGUAUAAAAGACUGUAAGCCCAGAUAUACUAAUUUGGUAAAAUGUAUUUGUUGGAGAGUUUUUAUCAACUUUUUAGUUAGUGAUGUAUCUUAUAAUACCUAUUAUCCUAUGUGCUUUGGGAUUUUUUCUAAUAAACUUUGGAGAUUUUAUCAGAACAUUAUUUCUUUUGCUUUCUCCUACAAUUAAUUGUUAUGAAUACAGAUUUGAUGAUAAAAGCAUACUCAAUAAACAUCCCUAAGAUCCGAACCAAGUACUAUGUUUUUGCUCAAACAACUCUAUUCCAGAGGUAGAUAGCUGCUCAAUGAUAUACGAAGCAGCAAAAUUAAAAAGAUUAUUCCCUUAUUUUAUAAUGCUUAUAGUCAAUAUUUUGUGUAUACUUUCAGUUAAAUUAGCGAAAUACUUUGUGAAUAAAUACACAGUUUCUGAUAAAAUUUCUAAAGAAAUUGUCCUGUUUUAGAUUCUCUCAUUGUUUAAAAUUGGAAUAAACAUUGGAAUUUAUUACAUAUUGAACAAAUUUCCUUUUAAAAAUAACGAUUAAAUUCAAGCAACUUUUGGAAAUUAUAUUGAUUUUUCGCCUGAAUGGUACAGAAAUGUUGGAAUGUUCUUUGUUAUAUAUUACCUUAUUAAAAUAGCGCUUUAUCUUAUUGAGAAUAUCGUUUAUUUAGUUUAUAGAAAAGUUAGACUACUCAUAGACCGUAAAUGCAAAAAGAAAAAAAAUAUUACCUUCUAAAAAACUAACUUUGACUACAUAAAAAUGCAUUAAGGGCCUGAAUUCGAAAUUGCUAAUUCUUACUCUCAAGUUUUAGAAUAUUUAUGUGUAUCUAUGUUUUUUGGAUUUGGAAUGCCAUUUUUCUAUUUCAUCACUUUUUUGUUUUUGAUUUUACACUUGUGCUUUGAGAAAUAUUACAUUUUUAGGCAUUGUAGAAAAGAAUCCUAUCAGUACAACAGUAAAAUCUCUAAUGCUUUCAUGUCGUUUUAUUUUUAUGCCAUUCUUACAAGCUUUCUAUUUUUGGCAAUGACAUAUGUGAAUAAGAGAAUAUUUUUUGAAAUAUAUUUGCAAAACACAGAUCUGUAUAACUCAUAAUUUAAUGAAUAAAAUAAAGUGAACCAACUUCCUACUUUUACCCCUUAAAACUUCUAAUCAAAAGGCUCAUACUUUAUGAAAAUAAGCACAUACACUUAUGCAAUUUUAUUUGUAUGCUAUUAUUUUAGAUAAAAAAUUAAAAGCUUCUUUAAAUAUCUCAGCUAUAUCAGUAAGUAUAAGAUUAAACGCAAGGUUCAAAAUUGUGAUUAUCGAAUCUAGAAAUACCCUUUUGACUACAAAUCUCUUUAUUAACUUUAUUCAAUAAGAUAGUUAAAAGAGCUUUCAUUGCUUCAAGACUAUUAUACAGAAAGAGAAGUUUCUGAUAUCAGAAAAUAAAGAUUUAUUAAUAAGAAAAAAGAUAUUGACUAAGUAAUAAAACAGAAACUUGAUGAAAAUUUAGAUUUAGAUUAUUCAGAAAAGCCUGUAAGUGGAAGCUUAAAUUAUGAUAUUAUACUCAACCAAAAUUGUAGCAGGUAUUUUGAUUGGAAAACUGAACUAAGUAUUUUUAAAAUGAACAAAGCAAAAAAGGAAGAAAUAUUUAGUAAAUUAACUGAAAGUCUAGCAAUAAAAAAAUAGAUUUAAGGAAUCUAAAAUAAAGAAAGCGCAUGUAAGCUUAUUUAGUAAUACAAAAAGCAAAUAAAGAGCAGGUAUUAGUCGUUUAAAGAUUUAAAGAAAAAUGAAACAACUUACACACAAGAUAAUUCAAAUCAAAUCAAAUUUGUUUUUAAAAUUGAAGAUUAGAAAUAAUAAAAUUAAAUCGAAUAGAAAUAAGAAUAGAUGAAUAUUGCAAAAAGUGCUAAAAGCGACUCGAUAAUUUAAAUUAGCAAAGAUAGUUAGAAUAUAAUUCUAGAAGAUUAAAUUUUAUCUUAAGAACAGCUUUAUUCAAGUAGAGUCGAUCAUCAUUAAACUUUGCCAUAGUUCUAUUAAGUUAGAAAUACGAAUGUAAAUUAAUUAAAUGUGAGAUAAAUCUAAACAAAUGAACAAAUAUGA